Messenger RNA from Ruditapes philippinarum (Manila clam), 7256 nucleotides. RefSeq lists its product as uncharacterized. NCBI's taxonomy places the organism in Eukaryota, Metazoa, Mollusca, Bivalvia, Venerida, Veneridae. The transcript has 7 exons. The record is from RefSeq and is a predicted model, not a curated record. Gene Ontology annotation, molecular function: transmembrane transporter binding. The coding region runs from base 530 to 3187 and encodes 885 amino acids. Gene Ontology annotation, cellular component: secretory granule; plasma membrane. Gene Ontology annotation, biological process: negative regulation of voltage-gated calcium channel activity; negative regulation of calcium ion-dependent exocytosis.
UUCUGAUAAUUUUCAAGCAGCUUAUUGCCUUUUUUGCUCACAUAUUGUUAUGUUGCUUUCAUGUAGAGAUUAUGAUACCAGUGUUUAAAGAUCGUUAUAAUUGUUUGUAAAUAAGUGAUUUUUCGGCAUGCAUAAUCUGGUUGAAAGAAUUGAAUUGCAAUAAAUAUUUAAUUAAAAGGAGAGCCAAAGUGUAUAUUCAUUGUUUGGAAUUGCAAAGAUGUUCGGCUGGGAAACAGACGUUAGUUGACAUGUGUUACUAUAAUUAGAAUACUCUUUGACCACGAGCAUACAUACGUGUAUCUAUUCUUUUCUUUGUAUUUGGAUGUGUAAUACAUGUGUAGUCCAGAUGAAAUAAACUGUCUUGUAAGCUACAGUCAAAGAAAAGGUGUCAUCUGAAACAUAUAGUCGGAAAAUAUAAAGCAAAGAAUAACUUAAAGGCUUACAAAAUCACAGAUAAGGGUUUACAUUUACCGGAAGGAUCAGAGCUGGGAAAUCACGUGCGUUAUCCGAUGACGUCAGUUACGUUUCCAUGGCGAUAACAAGCUCACCGAAGAACUCCGAUUAUGACAGGACGGUGAGUCAUGCUGUGUCCCCAUAUAUAACUCUGAGUAUUUUAGUGGCUGGGGUUGUUGGUGGCCUUGUCAUUGUCAUAGCCUUCAUACUCUUCUGUAAAUAUUGCGUCAAGAAACAAAACACCAUUAGAAGGGACCAGGGUACAGACUGUGAGAGAUCCUCAGAUCGCCGAUUUAAACCAUUUCAAAGGUAUGAGACGAUUAAUUCUGACAUGUUCUCAGAGCCUAGCACCGGUUCUAUGGACGGCAUACCUAUCAGUCCGAGACGGUUUCUGGAAACAAAAAGUCUGGAGAAGAUUCCAGGUAUAGAUGAAGCAAACGAAACAACGAGGCUUAAAUCAGACUUCGAAAAAACAUCAUUUUGCGAAACUAAUCUUGAUUUGGAACCAUACAUCGAUGAAGAAUAUACAGAAGCAGACGACAAUAAAGAAAAUGAUAAUAGUAGGAAAGAAGUUCCAGAAGAAAAUGAAAGUUCAGGGAGGCGAGUAUCAUUCCAACUCGACAAUCUACCGUCGACGCCGUCGGGAUAUUUACGAAAAGGGAGAAGAUACACUGAAGGUGACUUUCACUACUUGAAGAAAAUACGCAUUGCAAAAAAUAAUGUUCCAAGACAGUACUCAUUAGGUGCACCGUUACAAAGAGAACGAUAUAUUACGGAAGAUACAUACCUUGACUUGCAUAAUGAGAACCGAUUUCCUAAGAACGAUGUUUGUGUCAAUUCUAUAUCAUCUGGAGUAGAAGACUAUUCAGUUGCGCAUGCGCUAGUGCGGCCAUAUAUGUUAGAAUCACCUACUUCAGCUAAUGGGGCUGUUGGUCCUCAGCUUGUCGACGUUGAAAUACAUCACAGAGGUUCUACACCUACUGGUGAUAUUUUUCAUUACGGAAAUAGAAAACUUUCAUAUCAAAGAUCCCCGUAUAUCGAUGACAAAGAUAAAACGUUAAAACCAAUAUCUCAUAGCAUGGACACAGUAAGUCCCUCGCAUACGCCUUCACAUAAACAUAAGAGAAGGGUAAAAAGUUACGAUGAUGUGUUAGACUAUGAUUAUGACAUUCUAAAAAUAACAGAAUUUUCACGAGGUCCUUAUUAUAAUAAUGAUUUUGAUCCAAUAAUGGAAGUUGAGGGAUUAGCAACAUCAAAAGUGCGCUAUAACGAUAUGGGAAGUCUCGAAGUGUUGAAUGAUGAUAAAAUUAUUGAUAUGUUUGAUGAUUUUGAAUAUGAAAAUAUUAUUCCCGAUGAAAGUGAUGCAGAUACUGAAACAACAAUAAAUGGCACACAAAAGUUCAGAGAGAUUUGGAAUUUACGGGCUACUUUUGAGGAAGAAGAAGAAUGCAGUGAUACUAUAAGAAUGGAAGAUAUGGCUUCGCCUGAAGAGCAAUCUUCAGACCAAGGUGGCACUUCAUAUUCGCCAACAUAUCAUAUACAACAUGCUGCGCAGUAUCAUAAUGGGUUUGCGUGUACAGGAGCUACAUCCGACAAUCAUAAUAACUACGUUGAUCCUCAACAUGUUGAUCCUGAAGACUCUAAUUUACUUCAUCCCAACUAUGAAAACAGAAGGGAUAACUUUAGAACUGUUGCAGGUAGAAGAUAUCAAAAGAGAGGUUCUACCAGCGCUGAAAAUAGUUUUGACAGUGUUGAAACAGAUCAUACUGAUGGCGAUGCUACUGAAUCAAGUAGACACGAGGCAACAACAAGCUUCGAGUCUACAACUGAUAAUACGGACAGUACGGGCGACAGUCAAACAAGUAGAUUGAGACAAAUGAAAGCAGACAGUGGGUAUAAAUCGCUCGAGACAACACAACCUCCAGCGUGUGUAAAUGGUACGAAAAAGGCACAAAGUAUGGAUGAUGAAAUAAUAUUGUUAGGGAGCGAAAUUUCGUCUCCCUCUCCAGAAAAACCAAUUUCUCCAAAACAUGAAAUACUUGAAGCGGUUGGAACAAAUGAAUCGGUGCCAAGACGGGGAAGCCUUUUUGAAAAAAGAAGAGGACGCACUGCUUCCAAACGUAGGCGAGAAUAUAGUCGAGAAAGACACGUGGUGCGUUUAAAUCAAAGUACAUAUGAACAAGAAACCGAUUCAGCUAGGUCGGACCAACCAUCAGGUGACAGUUUUGAUGAACCAAAUACACCAAGUACUAAAGUUUCAGUAUUUUCACGAUUUUUUAAAUCCCAUAAGUCUCGUGAAAAGGGUUUAUCACGGGACUUCAGUAUUGACGAGAAGACGAACAAUAUUUUCCAAGAAUUUGUGAGAUUUGACCCAAAACUAGAAGUUCACAGGGGAAGUGUUACUGGAAUCGAAUCACGGCGACAUAGACUCCAAAGAAAAUUCACAGAUCCCGGCGUUUACACAUUUGAUGAUACUCGCCGUUUUUUAUCGCCGGAGAUGCGGAGUACAAGUUUAGGCAGUGACAGCAGUGCUAGUUCAGCCCGGAGGUUGUCGCCGCAGGACAGUAUAGAGGAGGAGGAAUUUGAAGACGAUAUAGAUGCGGCAGUGAUGGAUCACAAAAACAAAAUGAUGGAAGAACAAAGUUUAAAAUCUGUUGAAGUAACGACACCUACAGUUUCAGUACAUGAAAUUCCAAUAAUCAAACUCCCUGAGGGAGAAACUGUCGAUGCUUAAAUGUUUUCCCUUUAUAUUCCAAUUUUGUAUAUGUGAAUUUACAUAUAGUACUAGAUUACUGGUGGAUUUAAAAGUCUUUCAUUUAUAUAACUUUGUCAAGUGACAUAUAGAAUUAAUCAAACAAAAUUGUAUGGUAAAAGGACAUGAUCAUUUUAUUACAAUGCUUUAUUUUAUCUUUCAAUCAAUCAUUAAGUGUGACCCAUUGCAUAAUUUAAUCAUUACUAGUAUUUGCUUUCCCGUGCCUAUUAAAUAGUUUAAAAUAGAACUAAUUCCUGUGUAUAUAUACACUGUUCUAAAACAUUAUCUUAAUAAAGGGGAAACAAUGACAGAUUGGAAAACGCAUUUUUUUUAAAAAUGUAUAAUCACUAACCGCAUAAGUUACAAAAGAAUGAAAGUGUCUUUAUGAUAAUUAUAAUUAUUAUUUUGCAGGCUUUUGUAAAAUUCUGAAUUUUGUUUACAAACGUUAUACAUGUACAACGGCUUACAGACGUUCACUCGGAAGCGAUUUCCUCCCAAGAUGUUUCGCUCCCACUUUCGCUAUUUUUACACAUUUAAGCGUUUAAUAAAUGACAUGGAAAAUAGACAGAUUUUCAAAACAAAUAAUGGAUGUGAAAUGUCUUUGGCAAGUAAGAAUUUGGGAUCGGAUAGGUAAACAUCUUUGGAAGAAACUGAUUGAAAGAGAAAUGUUUACGCGAGGAAAUUAUUUGAAAGUGUAAUCGUAACGGUAGGGGAUUAAAAGUGUAAUGGUUACGCGAGGAAAUUAUUUGAAACUGAUAUGUUUACGGUAGGAAAUGGAUUGAAAGUGUAAUGUUACGGGAGGAAAUAAAUUGAAAGUGUAAUGAUUACGGGAGGAAACUCUUUGGCAGUGAACGUCUUGCAUACCAUUCAGCCUACAAAUACCUCAAAGUCAUUUUCGUGUUAGUAAAUUUGCAUUUGUAUAAUUCUAACAGCUGAUUAUUAUACUAGGAAAUUGUAGUUAGAAACAACCAUUCAACCAAAGUACAUUUUUUCAUAUACUUGAUUCACUUUAUAAAUGAUACACAAGAGAACAUGAAUGACAUAGUUGUCGCUACCAUUAGAGACUUUGAUUCUGUUAAUGUCAUAUUGAUUGUCGUACUCGUUAGGUUAUGUCACUGUCUUAUGUUAUAAAGUACAUCUCUUGUUGAAUAUUUUAAAGCUUUAUUAUGUAGGUUUGAUUGCUAUAUUUUGUGCGAAUUAAGCGAUAAAGUGAGUAUAUAAAUCAGGAAGUUCUAUAGGGAGCAUCAACUUUAGAUAAUUGGAAUUUACUUUUGGCUUUUGCUGUACUUUAUAGAAUAUUCUUGAAGAAUUAUACCAUUUCUGUUUUGUUUUAUCCUUUAAACAUUGGAAUAUUCAUUAACAAAUUCACGAUGAAAUCUUUUAUAUAAACACACAGGCACAUUAUGUGUUCGUGGAAGUUAUAAGUGUUAAAACUUAGCGUAUUAGUUUUUAUUAUAAUGAGUCUGAAAGGUGUCAUAAAACAUGAAUCUGAUCUUUUGUGUAUGUUACAUUUUUGGUGCUUUAUAACAACAUGUGUCAUGUGUCAUUUUUAUCAUUUUUCUUUCCUGUCUCGGUGUCAUUCAACUCUAAGUAAAGUAUUAGACUUGCAUAUACAAAAAUUGACUCUUAAAACUUUAAAAGACGACCGUUCAGAAAAGCAGACAAAUCAUGCCAAAACAAUACCGUACGUUUUCAACUUUGUGAUACUCUUUAAUAACAUAUAUAUACAUACAUAUACUGUAUAUCAUGUAUAAUUAUGUUCAUUUUUACCGGUUUUUUUUAUUUAUUUUUUAAUUGUAAACACGCCAAAGUGUCAGGUAUACGUACAGAAACAGCAAAAUGGAUAAUUGGUAUUGAUGUUUUAUUCUUCUUGCAUACAAAUAACGGAACACUAAUAUACCGAAUCAGAGCUUUAUGCAAGAAUUGCGCAAAUGCACUGUUUUUACAUCAGCAUCUGCAGAAACCCUCGGACCUGCAGACUCGGACUUCAAAUGCGCCCAAGUGCUUCUGCAAAUGUAAAUGUAAAUUAACAAAAUAGGUGCAUUAACGAAGAAAAACGAAAUACAAAAAGUUUAUGUUUUGUGCAUUAAAAUUAGAAAGGCAUGUCUAAAAAUUACCCCUAAUUUUUAUAUUUUAUAUGACUUCUUAAUACAGAUAGAUAUGUCUGUUUAUAAGAUAUCCAGACGAGAAAUUGAACUUUAAAAUCCCUGGUGUAUAAAAUGGAGGUUUGCAUUAACACUUACACAAUUAGUGUAAAGAAAAAGAGUCAUAAUAAAAUGCCUUGACAAUCAGUUUUUUUACAAAUAUAUAAUUAUAUAUAGUUCUAAUAUCAAAAUGUGCAAAUUCAUUUUUUUAAAUAUAAAUAUUGACCGGGGUAUUUUCUUGCUUUCUGUGUUCCAAAUGAAACUGCUUUAUUAUUUUAUAUAACCUUAACAGUGCCAGUUAAUCGAUGCCAUUACGAUUUUGAAAUCAAAUUUAUUUAAUUUUAAUCAGUUAGAUAUUUACAUGGAUUACCGUAUGUACAAGUUUAUAAUACGUCAUACUUUCAAAUUAUGACAUUACAUUAUUUUAAAGAUAUUCACCAGUAAUUUUUUACCAUACACAGAAAAGGAGAAUAUUAACUAUUGUUUUAAAAAUCUAUUUUAACGGUGUUAUAGUCGGUGUUAUUUUGAAAUUAUAACUGAGUAUAUUUUUUUAAACGUAUCUGCAUCAAAUAGCUGAAAUAGUACUCGAGUAUCCAUUACAGAACAAUUGAUUGUUAAAUGAAUUAAGAGAGUUCAAGUCAGUUUUUUUUCGAUUUUUAUAUUCAUUUAUAAUUUACUAUCGUAUACACUUAAAGUAUUUAUACGCUAUAUUUUAAAAAUGGUAUUAAAACUUAAAAAUACAAAUGUCAAUUAUUGUAUUGUAGAUACUACCCUUUUUUGACUGAUAUAUAAUACUGUUUAAGGUUACCGUUACCAUCGGAGAAAAGUUGACAUUUAUUCCGAUGUUCUGUUAAACUGAUAUAGAACCAAAAGUCACCAUGCAGUAUGGAGCCAGGUCAUCCUGCAUUGCCCUGCAGUCUACCCUAUAUCUAUACUGUUGGUAGUUGAACUGUUUUCUAAAUAUUGAUAUUGAAUUCAAAUGAACUGUUUCAAGCAAAUUAGUAACACAAAAGUCACUGGUUAAGGGUAAAUAAAACACAUAAAGAAACGAAUGUUUUUUUUUAAUUCAAGGUAGUUGUAUGGCAUUAUUUUCAUUACUUGUUAUUGUAACAUAUCCAAAUGUGAAUGUUUGAUGAGUUUUAAAGCAGCAUGGCUCCAGAUUCAUGCUAAUUUUCAUACAAAUUUAAAGAAAAGUGAACGUAGACAUUAAUUCAAACAUUGCAUUGCAAGUCCACGUUAAUUACCAAAAAGUGAUCAAAAUGUGCAAUAAUACACCUUACUGCUUCGUCAAAUUAUGGUGUUAAAAAGCAAGAUCUGUCAUAUACCGCGUAAAGCUAUAACAUGUAAAUGUUUACUUGAAACUUUUUACUUUUUCUCAAAAUCUAAGUACACUUUUCUCAAGUUUGUUUUUCUUGAAAUAUUUUGGCUGAUCUGUAGGCAUGCAGCUUUAAAAGAAUGAUUGCGCAUCACAAGAUUAUAAACAUUUACACCAAACAUGAUCAGAUCACGUAAAUGUUUUCCUUUUUUUUCACUGCCACCAAAUAUGCCUUUCCCCCUUUCAUCGUAAGUCGCUGUAGUGUACAAUUUUUUAUCAUUAAUGAAAACAACCAAAGCUUUUGCGAUCAUUACAUAUACAUUAUAAAGCAUCUAUAUGAUUUAUAUUAUAUGUAAUUUAUUUAUUUUACCAUUUAUGGAGAAAAUACUUUUCAAAAUUAAAAUGCUAUAAUUCGGUUAACUGAAUUUGACUUUUUAAGCUCAGUGUAACUGCACAAGUCUUUUAAUGACACUUGAUAGAACUAUUGUUGUUUACUUGUAUAUAUAUAUUUAUAUUUUUUCCCUUUUUUCUAUAAAUUUUAACAUUCCAAAUUGAUAUAUUUAAGAAGAGACUUUAUAAAUAUUCAAAUAUA